Molecule: messenger RNA, 934 nt
Organism: Daktulosphaira vitifoliae (grape phylloxera)
Lineage: Eukaryota; Metazoa; Arthropoda; Insecta; Hemiptera; Phylloxeridae
Product: histone H3.3A
Exons: 3
Coding region: 173-583 (136 amino acids)
Cellular component (GO): nucleosome
Molecular function (GO): structural constituent of chromatin; protein heterodimerization activity; DNA binding
Source: RefSeq, a predicted model, not a curated record
UUUUGAUCCGACGAUCAAUGACGUUGACCCGUGUACGUUACGAUUGUAAGGACAGGGAAACGGGCUACAAACAAGAGUGACGCCAUUAGAAGUCUGUACUUUGUUUUUGUGUGGUCGUUGAGUUUUUUGUGUAAUCAUUCUUUCUUAAAUCGUGUAAAUCCAUAUCUUUGUCAUGGCUCGUACAAAGCAAACUGCACGUAAAUCAACUGGAGGAAAAGCUCCGCGUAAACAGUUAGCAACCAAAGCAGCACGUAAAAGUGCACCAUCUACUGGUGGUGUAAAGAAACCGCAUCGUUAUCGUCCUGGUACUGUAGCUCUUCGUGAAAUUCGUCGUUAUCAAAAGUCUACUGAGUUGUUAAUCCGUAAAUUGCCUUUCCAACGUUUGGUAAGAGAAAUUGCUCAGGACUUCAAGACAGAUUUGCGUUUCCAAAGUGCAGCUAUUGGAGCUCUUCAGGAAGCCAGUGAAGCAUACCUAGUUGGUUUGUUUGAAGAUACUAACUUGUGCGCUAUUCAUGCAAAACGUGUCACCAUUAUGCCUAAAGACAUCCAGUUGGCCAGGCGUAUUCGUGGUGAACGUGCUUAAUUCAUCCACUACAUUCCUCUCAACUGUGUACUUUUUUUUUUUUUUGUGACAUUUCUUGGGUUAUAAAUAUUUCUUCAAAAAAAUUAUUACUACAGUUAUUUGAUACAUGUGUGUGUAAUAAUAUUUUGUAGGUAAGCUUUAACUCAAUUUUUUUAUAUAUGAAUAUCUAAUUAUAAACGAGUGUUCAUUAAGACAAAUAUUUGUUUUGAACUUUAGAAUAAUACAGUAUAUAUAAUGCAUUACCUAUUGUAUUUAAAAAAGUUUUAUUUGUAAGUCUUUCUACAUUAUAAUUAAUUAACUUAUAAUUAAAACUUACUUAAUAAAUUUGACUUUAUAUAGGUAAUAAAUUAA